Messenger RNA from Capronia coronata CBS 617.96, 606 nucleotides. RefSeq lists its product as uncharacterized. Gene Ontology annotation, cellular component: mitochondrial large ribosomal subunit. Gene Ontology annotation, molecular function: structural constituent of ribosome. The transcript has a single exon. Bases 1 to 606 code for a protein of 201 amino acids. The record is from RefSeq and is a predicted model, not a curated record. Lineage: Eukaryota; Fungi; Ascomycota; Eurotiomycetes; Chaetothyriales; Herpotrichiellaceae.
AUGCAGCCUACCAGUCUUUUCUCGCCUUCCACAGCGUCCUCACGCUUUUACAAGCUUUGCGCGCAAAUCCUCCAGCCAUCAACCCGCCGCCAUCAGUCAACCUACAGACGAACGAGGUCUAAGCUAAACGUCAAACCCGACGCCUCCUUCCUGCCGUCGAAAACCGAGCAACAUGAUCACAUCAUUUACAAUCCUCCUCCGAGUAUGCCCAAUGUCUACCAUACGCCCAACAUAUUCCUACCGAACAAUGACCGAAGAAAAGUCUUCCCAGAUCCUGAAACCAGGCAAUUGCAAUUACAGUUCAGCCAAGAGCUGCCUGCGUUAAAAGGACAAAGAGAAAAGCGAUACCACCUGACGGAAAAGGAUGUCGAGGAAAUGAGACAACUUCGAAAAGCGGACCCGACACAGUGGACGGUGAAUCGGCUGGCGAAGAAGUUUGACUGCUCGCCUGUGUUUGCUAUAUUCGUGACCGAAGGGCUCGCCAAAGAAAAAGGUGAACAGCAGAAACUCGUCACCCAGAUCGUCAAGUCACGAUGGGGCAAAAAGAGAAGAGAGGCACGCGAGGAUAAGGAGCUGAGGAAAGACCGGUGGUUCAGAGACGAAUAA